AUGUUAAAACUAGAAAAUGCCUUUUCGGGAAAGCUAGAUGGAAAGAUCAAAGGAACUGCAGAGCAGGCUGUUAUUAACAUCAUCAGCACUGACACAACAGUCACAGCAAAAACGACCUUCGCUGUUAUAAAUAUAACGCAGCAAAAAGGAUGCACCAGUCAGACCUCUGGAGGAUGUUUUGAUAAUCUUUUUGCACAGAUCGAGAACAUUACAGCUCAAGUUCUUCCUUUGGAUACUGUGACCAACAUUUUGUCUAUGGCCUUCAACACAUCAGAGAACAUUUUAGAAACAUCAUCAUCAUCAUCGUCAUCAUCAUCACCAUCAUCAUCACCAUCAUCAUCAGCCAACCAAGUUAAACUUGCCUCCUUUGGAAACCGUGUGUUAAAAACCAGUGAGAAACUAAUUUCUACAUUAGUGAAGCCGACAGACACAAGUGACAAUGUCAGUUUUGUUCUUCCCACUGUAGAGGGUCAAGUCUUCAUGGUUGGACCUCAGGUCACCUUAGAUAAAAUCCCUCGACUCGACACAACAAAUUCUUCUGUGGACAUCGAUCUCAUAGGGAUCGCCAAGAACAACAAUGAAACAACUGCUGUGGCUUUCAUGAGCUACAACACAAUGGAGAAUCUAUUGAAGCCAGACUUCUUCAACACAUCCAGUGACACAAAUAAAACCAUGAUGUCCACUGUGAUCUCAGCUACUCUUCCCAAAACGACCAACACUAAGCUAACUAAACCAGUCAACUUCACCCUCAAACACAUCAGAGAGUUUGAUCCCAACGGUUCUCUUUUCUGUGUGUACUGGAAUAUCAGCGAGUGGAUUGUAGAUGGUUGUUUUGUUUUAAAGUCCAACAGCAGCCACACUGUGUGUUCCUGUGAUCAUCUGUCCACAUUCGCUCUCAUCAUGCAAACCAGCCGUCAGUCAGAGAGCGACUCACUAAUGGAGCUGUUGAAUUUGGUGUGUGUGACCGUGGGGCUGGUGUUCUUCACUUUGGCCCUGUUGACCUUUGCCCUCUGUCAAUGGAGUCCUGGAGUGAAUAAUGUGGCUCGAAUCAACAUCUGCAUCAGUCUUCUGUUGGCUCACCUUCUGUUUCUGCUCACACAGCGGUUCCUGAGCCUCAUACAGCCUCUGCAGGUGCUGUGUGCCGUGAUCUCAGGACUUCUGCACUUCCUCUUUCUCUCCGGCUUUGUGUGGAUGUUCAUUGAAGCUUUCCUGCUCUUCAUCUGUGUAAAGAACCUAUCACAGAUCAGCUCCAAAAAGAGGGAGGUUCUUAGCAGUGGAUUCCUGUGUGUGAUUGGAUAUCUGGUUGCUCUGGUUGUGGUGUGUGUGUCUGUCGGUCUGGUUCCUGAAGGCUACGGCAGCAAAGACUGCUGGAUUAAAAAGGAAAAAGGUUUUAUCUGGAGUUUUCUGGGUCCUGUUUGGGUCAUACUAGCAAUGAACACAAUCCUCUUCAUCAGAGUCAUCUUCACUCUGAGCUCAACUCUCAGAAGUCUAAAUGCUGAAGUUUCACAGAUGAAACAAACAAAGAUCAUGGUGUUUAAAACACUGGCUCAGUGUGUGAUUCUUGGUUGCUCCUGGAUUCUGGGUUUCUUCACUAAUGGCAGUAAGGUGCUGGAGAUCCUCUUCCUGAUCUUGAACUCCCAGCAGGGAACCUUCAUCUUCCUGAUCCAUUGUGUCUUGAAUAAUGAGGUCAGGCAGCAGUACAGGAAGUUCUUCAGAUGUCUUUGCAGUGGACGCAAACAACAGUCAGGCAGCAGUACAGGAAGUUCUUCAGAUGUCUUUGCAGUGGACGCAAACAACAGUGAGGACUACAGAACCAUGUUCUUAGUGUCAGGCAGCAGUACAGGAAGUUCUUCAGAUGUCUUUGCAGUGGACGCAAACAACAGUGAGGACUACAGAACCAUGUUCUUAGUGUAA
This is a messenger RNA of Carassius gibelio (silver crucian carp), 1914 nucleotides long. Its product is annotated as adhesion G protein-coupled receptor E3-like. The coding region runs from base 1 to 1914 and encodes 637 amino acids. Gene Ontology annotation, biological process: adenylate cyclase-activating G protein-coupled receptor signaling pathway; cell surface receptor signaling pathway. Gene Ontology annotation, cellular component: membrane. NCBI's taxonomy places the organism in Eukaryota, Metazoa, Chordata, Actinopteri, Cypriniformes, Cyprinidae. The record is from RefSeq and is a predicted model, not a curated record. Gene Ontology annotation, molecular function: G protein-coupled receptor activity. The transcript has 16 exons.